AUCUUAAUAAGACCAGCCGUCUCCGAUAUAAUCUCGUCGCGUUAGAACGAACGGGGGAUCUAUUUUCUCGCGGCGGAGGGCGCUUACGUAGCGCAAUCGCGGCGACACACGGUUAUUGUUGUGACAGAAGUGUAUUGCGGAAUUUGUGUGUUCCCCGAAAGACUCCCGAGCGUCGUCGCCGCCGCUUUCGUCGAGUCAGCGCAAUUGUCGGGAAGAGAGCGUGCGAAAAACAAGAUCGAGGGCGAGUGAGCAUCGUUGUGUCGCGAUCCCCACGCGUAAACGGGGACGAUGAAGUUCCAAUACAAGGAGGAGCACCCGUUCGAGAAGAGGAAGGCCGAGGGCGAGAAGAUACGACGGAAAUAUCCGGAUCGAGUGCCUGUAAUAGUUGAGAAGGCGCCUAAAGCAAAAAUUAGCGAUUUGGACAAGCAGAAGUAUUUGGUACCUUCUGACUUAACAGUCGGCCAAUUUUACUUUUUAAUUCGUAAGAGAAUCCAUUUACGUCCGGAAGACGCUCUGUUCUUCUUUGUCAACAACAUCAUUCCACCAACAAGUGCUACCAUGGGCUCUCUUUAUGCGGAACAUCACGAAGAGGAUUUUUUCCUAUACAUAGCAUACAGCGAUGAGAAUGUGUAUGGUCAUUAAACUUCCUGGGAUGAGCAAAUCGUCAAACCGACAAAGGAUUCAGCAACCAAAAUCUACCAUCUAUCAAUGUAGUCCUCAUAGAUGCUUUUGAAAACUGAGCAUACAAAAUUACAUUUAUCAAUACUUUGCGUGACAUUUUAUGUCUUGACACUGCACAUUUGCUUCCUCCAAAGAACUACAUAACUCUCUUGUGAUGAUAAGGAUGCUUCUUGUCGGUUACAUUCUACCAUCUCUAAAAGGGCUUAGUUCAUUGUAUAAUUUAAGGACAACUAAUCUGUGCAGAAUUAUGUGAUCAUGUAUAAUGUCUAGCCUAGCCAUAAAAAAAAAAAAAUUACAAAAGUCUUUGUAUUGUCGAUUACCAUUACUACUUGCUGUCACAUAUUGUGUUUUAU
This is a messenger RNA of Formica exsecta, 1034 nucleotides long. RefSeq names its product gamma-aminobutyric acid receptor-associated protein (gene Atg8a). The transcript has 3 exons. The record is from RefSeq and is a predicted model, not a curated record. Gene Ontology annotation, biological process: macroautophagy; autophagy of mitochondrion; cellular response to nitrogen starvation. Gene Ontology annotation, cellular component: cytosol; autophagosome membrane; autophagosome. Gene Ontology annotation, molecular function: GABA receptor binding; ubiquitin protein ligase binding. Lineage: Eukaryota; Metazoa; Arthropoda; Insecta; Hymenoptera; Formicidae. The coding region runs from base 289 to 642 and encodes 117 amino acids.